UGGAAUUUCUCAUUGAAAAAUGGACUCAAAAUGCUCUCUUUCAAGUUUCUUAGAACAUGAAGCGUGAAUUUGUGAAGCUCUAGGUUUUUACUCAAUAAUUCCAUAUUCAUCUGCUGCAUACAUUGUCAAGGUGUUUUUGUAGGUGAUCAUGGGUUCAAAUGGCGUAGCAAUAGAUGAUACGGAAGCACAAACAUUAGCUGAAGAAACGGAUGUGAUUAGCACAUUACAUGAAAGCAUUCUAGGUCUUAUCCUGUCUUUCGUUCCAAUUAUAGACGCGGUUAGCACUAGCGUCUUAUCAAGAAGGUGGAUUGAAGUUUGGACAUCCUUAAGCACUCUAAAAUUUGAUGAUAGUUUACUAUUUUAUGGCAAGAAAAUGCAAAAGGAACAGUUUGUGAAUUUUGCUGAAAAAGUGCUUCUUCACUUUACUAAUUCAAGCAUCGAAAUUUUCUCUCUUUGCUUAACUAGUCAUCAAUAUGAUGCAUCUCAGGUAAGUGAAUGGAUCUCCUUUAUCUUAGAAAGGAGAGUUCAAAAGCUUCAUAUUCAAUAUUCUGAUAAACUUUUCCUUUCUUCGAAAUCACUCUUUCGCUGCAAUUCUCUGAUUGAAUUGACGCUUCAAAUGAGAUGUACUCUUAGUCUUCCCGUAUCUGUUCGUCUCACAAAUCUUCAAAAACUUAACAUUUCCGGGAUUAAAUUUGCGAGUGAUUCUUCCACUUAUUCAAGAGAUAUAACUCUUAGUUUUCCACAUCUCAAAGUGUUUGAAGCUAGAGGGUGUGAAUGGUCAACUAUGCAGAAUAUUAGUUUACAAGUACCUUCACUUGAGAGGUUUUCAAUAGCAAUAUGGAAUCAUCAUUCAAAUGAAUCAUGUAAAUAUGGAACCAUAAAGGUUUAUAGUCAACGCCUAACGGAUUUCUCUUAUGAGGGUGAUCUUGAGCAAGAUAUUGUUCUAUGUGAUUCUUCGUCGAUUCAUAAUGCUUCUGUUGUGAUUGUUAUUGAUGAAGAUAAAAAGGACAGAAUUGAAAUACUUGGGUUUCAUGCACAUAAUCUUCUGAGACAAAUCGAUGAAGUGGAACGACUAAAAUUAUUGUUUUACAAGGUUUUAAGACAUGCUAAAGAUUUUUUCAUCAAUCUUCCGAUAUUUGGAAGUUUGGCUUAUCUGCAACUAAAUGAGGUCACUGGUGAAGCUUUGUUGCAAUUACUUCACAAUUCUCCAAUUCUUAAUACUCUUGUUUUACUUAAUGGAGUAGCUAACUUACAAAAAGAUGUCUUAGCUUCUGCAAUGGUGCCUCACUGCUUUCUGUCAAGCUUCAAAGUAUUUCAGUUUAAAGGUUUUAAUGCGAACGAGCAUGAUCUAUGUUUGGUAAAAUUCAUGUUGGCAAAUGCAGCAACCUUGGAGAAGAUGAUGAUAUAUCCGGCUUUUGGGCUACGAUAUUCAGAUAUUGACAUAGGAAAAGUUAAGGAGCAGAUACUCUCAUUACCAAAAUGUUCUAGCUUUUGCGUGGUAGAAUUUUCUGAUAUCGCCAGUUCUUGAAGAUUUUUAGACCACAAGAAUAUUUGUGCCACGAUUUCGUAAUGUAUCUAGGUUUAGUUUUCGCUAGCAAAAUCUAAGAGGUUUCUCUUCUUUCUGUUGGUUUUCUCUUUUUGCUAAAUGUAACUUGAAUGUUAUGGUAUCUUGUUUUAUAUUGCAAUGCUUAGUUUACUAAUUAUCAAGAAUCGAAGACUCGGAGGCAACAACUUCAAACUGGGAUUAUUGAGAAAACCUAAGUCCGACAUAGAAAAUAUAUAAGGCCUGAUAAGAUGUUGUAAAGAGAGGCACCUCUCACCUUACAAGUCGAUUUUGUAAAGAUGAGAUAGACCCAAUCCAAACUUUAAUAUGGUAUUCGAGGCUAUCGAAUAAAAGUUUAUAAAAAGGGACGCCCCUC
Molecule: messenger RNA, 1919 nt
Organism: Trifolium pratense (red clover)
Lineage: Eukaryota; Viridiplantae; Streptophyta; Magnoliopsida; Fabales; Fabaceae
Product: F-box/FBD/LRR-repeat protein At3g14710-like
Exons: 4
Coding region: 149-1528 (459 amino acids)
Molecular function (GO): protein binding
Source: RefSeq, a predicted model, not a curated record